AUGACCCUCCUUCGAUCAUCGAUCUGUCGAGCUUGUCGACAGCCCGCGCGAGCAUUGUUGCGCAUGCAGCGUGGCUUUGCGACCGGCGGCACUUCAAGCAACUUUGUGAAGCUUGUCGAGGUUGGACCUCGCGAUGGACUACAGAACGAGAAGAAGGUCAUACCGCUGGCCACCAAGAUCGAACUGAUCGAGAGACUUGCCAAGACGGGCUUGACGACCAUUGAGGCCGGGUCCUUUGUCGCGCCAAAAUGGGUGCCACAGAUGGCCAACUCGAGCGAGAUACUGGAGCAUAUACUACAGAAGAAGAUCCAGUCCCCUGUACCCGUGUCGUAUUCUUUCCUGGCACCCAACACCAAGGGUCUGCAGAACGCGGCCGCGCUUUUGACGAAGAAUCCCGACGCCUACUCUACGCAGAACAGCCCUGCCAAUAUCCACGAACACGUCAGCAAACCCGCGGUUGAGAUGGCUGUCUUUGCGGCCGCCACGGAGAGCUUCUCCCAGAAGAAUCUCAACUGUGACAUCAAGACCUCCCUGGAGCGCUUCAAGGAGGUGAUCCAGGAUGCCAAGGGGAUGGGCAUGCGUGUCAGGGCCUACAUUUCCGUUGUGCUCGGGUGUCCGUUUGAAGGGUACGACGUGGACCCCCACCGCGUCGCCGAGAUUGCGACGGAUCUGCUCGAGUCGGGCGCGGACGAGAUCUCGCUGGGCGACACCACGGGCAUGGGCACGGCGCCACGCACCAGCGCCCUGCUCAGGAGCCUCUCCGCGGCGGGCCUCCGGACGGAGGACAUUGCCAUGCACUUCCACGACACCUACGGCCAGGCGCUCGUCAACACGGCCGUCUCGCUCGAGCACGGCGUCCGGAUCUUUGACAGCAGCGUCGGUGGUCUGGGCGGGUGCCCGUACAGCCCUGGCGCGACGGGCAACGUCGCCACGGAGAACAUGGUGUACUUUAUGGAGACGCUGGGCAUGGACACGGGGGUUGACCUGGAUGCUGUGGCUGAUAUUGGAGCGUGGAUUUCGGGCGAGUUGGGCAGGCCCAACGACAGCACUGUCGGCAAGGCGGUCCUGGGGGCCAGGACGAGGGACGCGGCCACUCCAAAGGCUAAGCUGAUUCGUUACAACACUGUCGGUGGUAUCAACGGACCUCUGGUCAUCCUCGAGAAUGUCAAAUACCCCAAGUUCAACGAGAUUGUGACGCUCACCUUGCCUGAUGGCACGGAGCGCUCUGGACAGGUUUUCGAGGGAACCUCUGGCAUCGAUGUCAAGAAGACCAGAGUCGAAUUCACCGGCGAGAGCUUGAAGCUCGGUGUGUCCGAGGACAUGCUUGGUCGUAUCUUUGACGGUUCCGGUCGCGCCAUCGACAAGGGCCCCCGCGUCCUGGCCGAGGACUACCUCGACAUCAAUGGAAGUCCUAUCAACCCCUUCUCUCGUGAAUACCCCGAGGAGAUGAUCUCGACUGGUAUCUCUGCCAUCGACACGAUGAACUCGAUCGCCCGUGGACAGAAGAUCCCCAUUUUCUCCGCUGCCGGUCUGCCUCACAACGAAAUCGCCGCCCAGAUUUGCCGACAGGCCAGUCUGGUCCAGAAGCAGGGCAUUACCAACAAGGGUACCCACGACGGACACGAGGACAACUUCUCCAUUGUCUUUGGUGCCAUGGGUGUCAACUUGGAAACAGCCCGUUUCUUCACGCGUGAUUUCGAGGAGAACGGCUCGCUGGAGCGCACUACCCUCUUCCUCAACCUUGCCAACGAUCCCACCAUCGAGCGUAUCAUCACCCCCCGUCUCGCCCUCACGACUGCCGAAUACUACGCUUACCAGCUCGAGAAGCACGUCCUCGUCAUCCUCACUGAUCUGUCGGCGUACUGCGAUGCCCUCCGUGAGGUGUCAGCCGCCCGCGAGGAAGUGCCUGGGCGACGUGGUUUCCCCGGUUACAUGUACACGGAUUUGUCGACCAUCUACGAGCGUGCUGGUCGUGUGACGGGCCGCAACGGUUCCAUCACCCAGAUCCCCAUCUUGACCAUGCCGAACAACGAUAUCACCCAUCCCAUCCCUGACUUGACGGGAUACAUUACCGAGGGCCAGAUCUUCGUCGACCAGCCGAUGCACAACCGUGGUAUCUACCCGCCCAUCAACGUGCUCCCGUCGCUCUCGCGUCUGAUGAAGUCUGCCAUUGGCGAGGGCAUGACACGCAAGGACCACGGUGAUGUGUCGAAUCAGCUGUACGCCAAGUACGCCAUUGGUCGUGACGCGUCCGCCAUGAAGGCCGUCGUCGGUGAGGAGGCCUUGUCGCCCGAAGACAAGCUGUCCCUGGAGUUCCUGGACAAGUUUGAGCGCCAGUUCAUCUCGCAGGGUCCGUACGAGUCGCGAACAAUCUUCGAGUCGCUGGACUUGGCGUGGAGCCUGCUCCGCAUUUUCCCCAAGGAUCUGCUGAACCGUAUCCCCGCCAAGGUGCUCAACGAGUACUACCAGCGUGCGCAGAAGGACGCCAAGUCCAAGGGCAAGCAAAAGGCGGAUGCCGACGCGGCCAACAAGCAACAGACCGAGGAGAACCUGAUCGACGCGUAG
Emericellopsis atlantica is the source of this 2565-nucleotide messenger RNA. Its product is annotated as P-loop containing nucleoside triphosphate hydrolase protein. Bases 1 to 2565 code for a protein of 854 amino acids. Lineage: Eukaryota; Fungi; Ascomycota; Sordariomycetes; Hypocreales; Bionectriaceae. Gene Ontology annotation, molecular function: catalytic activity; proton-transporting ATPase activity, rotational mechanism; ATP binding. The transcript is spliced from 8 exons. The record is from RefSeq and is a predicted model, not a curated record. Gene Ontology annotation, biological process: proton transmembrane transport. Gene Ontology annotation, cellular component: proton-transporting V-type ATPase, V1 domain.